Messenger RNA from Pestalotiopsis fici W106-1, 1140 nucleotides. RefSeq lists its product as uncharacterized. The record is from RefSeq and is a predicted model, not a curated record. Bases 1 to 1140 code for a protein of 379 amino acids. The transcript has 3 exons. Lineage: Eukaryota; Fungi; Ascomycota; Sordariomycetes; Amphisphaeriales; Sporocadaceae.
AUGGGAGGAUCAGCAAAUGAGGAUACCGACGGCCAAAAGGCGGCCUACAUGAUGCCGCAAGGUCUCUCGGCUGUCAUCUUGGCCUUGUCGAUAUUCUUUGGCAUCACGUCGCUGGGCGUGGUAUCUCUCAGGUUAUGGAUCCGAGGCCGGGCGAAUAUACUAGGCUGGGAUGACUAUCUAAUGGCCACUGGCUUGGCUUUGUUCCUGGUGGCUGCUGGCAUGGCUUCGUAUGACACGUUUCAAGGAUUGGGCUCUCCGACCGAUUUAGUUGAUGAUGAUAUGGAGAUCAUUGGCCUGAAGUAUGUAUGGAUAUGGCAGCUCUUUUACAUGGUAUCCCUGGUCUUUAUCAAGAACAGCAUCUGUAUCACAAUGUUGCGAAUCGCCAUCCAACGUGCGCAUCGAUGGGCACUCUACGUCACAAUAGCGCUAUCCACAGCCGUCGGACUCGUCGGUUUCAUCGGUAUGCUUUCCGUCUGUCGUCCCAUCACGGCACAGUGGGAAGGCGGCGGCCAAUGCGCUCCUCGAAGCACGGUAGUUAUUCUCAACUAUACCAUCUCGGCUGGCGCCAUCGUCACGGAUUGGGCAUGUGCCAUCAUUCCUGCCUGUAUCCUCUGGAACGCGCAGAUGAAGAGAAAUGUCAAGCUCUCUGUUGGCAUCGUGCUGGCAUUGGGUUCAUUGGCGUCGCUGUCAACGAUUAUCCGAAUUCCGUACCUGAGGUACUACAACGAGCUGGGAGACUUUCUUUACAAGGUCGGCAACAUUGUCCUCUGGUCUGUCCUCGAAGGUGGAAUUGGCCUAAUCGCCGGAUCCUUACCCAUGCUGCGACAAUUCUUCAAAGGGUGGCUUGGAAGCACCGUACGAAGUACCGCCGUAGGACCCUCACAAAUCCCUACAACAAAUCGAGGAAUGCAAAGAAAGCACAGCGUUUACUCACAGACGGGCAAGCCGCCUCCGUACUCUGUCCGCGGCUCGAGAGUAAGGGACGAUAGAGACUGGGCGCGACUGGACGACUCCGGCACGGAUUUACACCACCUCCACAAUGUCCCAGAGCACAAUGACUCUCAGUACGAGCUAUCCGAACUUGGUCGCCGAGAUGCCGUAGGUAUAAUUCGGGACCUGGAAAAGAACAUGGAGAAAUAG